Petromyzon marinus (sea lamprey) is the source of this 3596-nucleotide messenger RNA. The record is from RefSeq and is a predicted model, not a curated record. Lineage: Eukaryota; Metazoa; Chordata; Hyperoartia; Petromyzontiformes; Petromyzontidae.
AGUUUCGCUCCUCGUGUCAAAGUUCACUAUAUACUGACAUCCGCGCUUCUCCUCCUUUCAGAGGCGCACUCCGCCAAGCACCAGCUCCUUCAAACGGCGCGCACUCUCUGAAUAUUUUAUUAGGGGAGGUUUCUUUUUUUUUUUGGGGGGGGGGUGGGGUGGUGGUGGUGGUGGCGGCCGGGAAACUUCGGGCCGCGAAGUGGCUUCUGUCUUUUAAAAAAAAAAAUUUGGUUGUUGCGCGUCUCGCCGUCUCUCCGUCUCUCUUCCCUGCGCUCUCUCGGAGUGUCUCGAAACCUCGCGCGAGCCCGCCUCGAAUCCGUGAGAGUGUUUCGCCUUGAAAUUGUUUUGCGUGCGGCGGAAAGCAAGUCAGAAACAAAUCCGAUUUCUCAUUUGCGGCCACUGUGACUUUGCUCUCCGAGCGCUAGGGUCGUCUAUUGUCGUAGCCUUAUUCGGAUUUUUUUUUUGUUGUCGUUAAGACAGAUGCGCGCAGCUUUGUAAUCUUUAACCUUUCGUUCGGUAUUUUAUAAUAAUAAUAUAUUGCUUUCCUGAAUGGCUGGCUGCGCUCUGCCCUGGACCUGGCCUUCCGACACCCACGUAUCCUGAACUCCUCCCGCCCUGCAACCACCCGCCCGCCCGCCCGCCCAUCGCAUCUCGUCGCCUCCGCUCGCACCGACGACUCUUCCUCCUCCUCCUCCUCUUCGUCUGUACCGCCGUCGCGAACGAUACGACCACCACGACUACCGCCGUCGUCUUCUCCUUCACCAUCGCCGCAAUCGACCCAACCUUCCUCCCGAAUUGGGCAGACGCUCUCCGCUCCCCUACCUCUCCCCAAGCUAUGGCAAUGGUAGUCGGGCCGUGGCGAGACCCACAGGGCGACCUGACCAGCCCCCCGAACGUGCCCGGCCAGGCGGGCCAAGCCCCGCUGGCUCCCGCGGGGCCGCAGACGCCGCAGACGCCGAGUCAGUCGGGCGGGCCGCCCACGACUCCGGGCCAGGGCAGCACGCAGGGUGACAAGCAGCAGCAGCAGCAGCAGCCGAACGUGGAGUGCGUCGUGUGCGGAGACAAAUCGAGCGGCAAGCACUACGGACAGUUCACGUGCGAGGGAUGUAAAAGUUUCUUCAAGCGCAGCGUUCGCCGGAACCUGACCUACACGUGCCGCGCCAAUCGGAAUUGUCCCAUCGACCAGCACCACCGCAAUCAGUGUCAGUACUGCCGCCUCAAGAAAUGCCUCAAAGUCGGGAUGCGACGCGAAGAUCGUGCGGGUCUCGGGUCUGCAAUGCAACGGUCUUCUCUGUCUCCCAUUGCAGCCGUGCAGAGGGGAAGACUGCCUCCCUCGCAGCACCCGAAUCCGGCACAGUACGCCCUGGUUAACGGCGACCCUCUGAACGGCCACUCGUACCUCUCGGGCUACAUCUCGCUGCUGCUGCGCGCCGAACCUUACCCCACGUCGCGCUACGGCAGCCAGUGCAUGCAGCCCAACAACAUCAUGGGCAUUGAGAACAUCUGCGAGCUGGCUGCGCGUCUCCUCUUCAGCGCCGUGGAGUGGGCGAGGAACAUCCCGUUCUUCCCCGACCUGCAGAUCACGGACCAGGUGGCGCUGCUACGACUCGUGUGGAGCGAGCUGUUCGUGCUGAACGCGGCUCAGUGCGCCAUGCCGCUCCACGUGGCGCCCCUGCUCGCCGCCGCGGGCCUCCACGCGUCGCCCAUGUCCGCCGAUCGCGUGGUGGCCUUCAUGGACCACAUCCGCAUCUUCCAGGAGCAGGUGGAGAAGCUCAAGGCGCUGCACGUUGACUCGGCCGAGUACAGCUGCAUCAAGGCGAUCGUGCUGUUCACCACGGAUGCGUGUGGCUUGUCGGACGCUGCUCACAUAGAAAGUCUGCAAGAGAAAUCGCAAUGUGCGUUGGAAGAGUACGUGAGAAGUCAGUACCCGAACCAGCCGACCCGGUUCGGGAAAUUAUUGCUGCGCCUGCCGUCGCUUCGCACCGUGUCCUCUUCGGUAAUCGAACAGCUCUUCUUCGUACGUUUGGUAGGUAAAACCCCGAUCGAGACUCUCAUCCGGGACAUGUUACUGUCUGGAAGCAGUUUCAACUGGCCCUACAUGCCUAUCCAAUAGAGAACACUCGCGUGCGCAUGGACCGUGGGAACGGGCGGGGGGGGGGAAACAGACUUUUCGUCCUGGUGCCCAGAGGAGAGAGCAGGAGAAGGAAGGAAGGAAAAAAGCAAAAGCGGAUGAAGUCUGUGAAGUGAGCAGGCCGGAGCGUUUGACUGUAAAAAAAUAUAUCUUGUACAAAAUGAUGCCGGCGUAUUUCUUUAGAAGUUUUAUGUGUAGUGCAACAUGGCAAGCUCUUAGUUAUUAUUGUUUAUUUUUUUUUUGUAAAAAAAAAUGGACAUAUUUUUUUCAAGCAAUGGAAGGAUGUCGAUGUAAAGAUUAAAAACGACAAAAAGGAAAUUAACAUUUUCCAAAUUAUUGUAAAUUGUCCUGUGUCUAUGUAUCCAUAGCUGUUUUGUAUUUUCUGGUUGCAAACCAGUUUUUUCUCGUGAUUCCAUACUAAUAAUUUUGAUAUAACCAUUUUCGUAUACAGUACGGUGUAUCUUGUAAGGUGUGUUUUAGACAAGUUUGAGAGAAAAAAAAUGAAAUAAGUAAAUUCGAUGAAAUAUUGAAACGAGGACAGAUUUUUUUUUUUGGACUUCAAGAUCCCGCUGAAAGCGCAUCAUAUAAAUAAAUACAAGUAUGCUCUCUCUAUACCUCCAUUGUCGUAUGUGAAUGGAAUGUACUUGAUACUUUUAAAUGAAAGUUAAAACGGGGCCGAGUGCCGGUUGGUGUGACCAGUGCAAAUCCCCUGGUCAGGCGAGGAGCCCCGCGUGUGUUAUGUGUAGGUCGUUCGAGAGACCUGCAUUGCAUAGGCAAAGGUGUCUAAGGCACGCAUGUCGGUGUGUUUAUGAAGUCUCCUAAUUCCCCACUCUGUAGAAUGCUUCUGGUUUUUUUGUAUAGUUAAACAAGAGGAGAAGAAGAAGAAGAAGGAAAAAAAAUCAUGCACGUUGCGUUGGCCAGAGUAUUGGUUUAUAAAACCGUAAUACAUUGUGUACCUACAAGACUUGACGCAUUUAUUAUAAUAACAACAAUUAUGAGAGAGAGAAACAAACAGUUGAUGAUGAUCGUUCAAAGGUUGAUGUCAAAACAGCGUUAAUUACAAGAAUAUACAAUGGGUUUUUUUAGUGUGCAGACCAAUAUCAAUUUCAUGAAUUGUAUUUAUCUCUCAAGACUGCUGUUGUUCCACUACUCGAUACGAAGGUCUCAAUGUGAAAUCAAAAGCGGACAGUGAAUAAUAAUAUGAAAUUAUGAUGUUGACGAUAAUCAUGAUGACGAUGACGCAUGCAUCAACUGCUUAUGAAUUCACUUGAAUUUUUAAAAUAAUAAUAAAGAUAUGUGUGCAUCUUUCGAAAAGCAUUCAGCCAGUCAGUAACCUUGGUAAUGGACAAGUCUCAUUCAAUACGUAUGUUGAGUUUACAAUUGUAAAUUGUAUUAGCAGUGCUUUUAUUUGUUAUGUACAUAAACCAUUGGUAUAAAGCAAAAUAAAAAGUGUGUGCACCUUUGG